This is a messenger RNA of Pongo pygmaeus (Bornean orangutan), 1359 nucleotides long. It is a transcript of the gene RPL11, whose product is annotated as ribosomal protein L11. The record is from RefSeq and is a predicted model, not a curated record. The transcript has 5 exons. Lineage: Eukaryota; Metazoa; Chordata; Mammalia; Primates; Hominidae. Gene Ontology annotation, molecular function: structural constituent of ribosome. Gene Ontology annotation, cellular component: ribosome. The coding region runs from base 811 to 1314 and encodes 167 amino acids. Gene Ontology annotation, biological process: translation.
GGCGGUGAGUAGCUGGUACCUGGAUUUGCUUUCCUUUAUCCGUUGCCAUCCAUGGCAGGCCGAGCCUGCGGGGGCUACUUUGCCCGCAGCCCGAGGAAUAUGGAGCCCGCAAUGCUUGCCGGCCCAAAACUGGCAGAGCUGUUCGAGCCAAGGACGCAGGGUUGAAUUAUGUCACUUUCCCUGCCAUCGUUUUAGGAGCGGCUCCGGGCAGUUACCCGGAAUGCUCAGAAGCACGGCCAGGAGGCUGCAGCGAGGGCAGAUGGGGUGAAUGGAGGGUUCUGAGGCAGGGGGUCCGGGCCUUUUCCUGGUCCCGGGGACUUGAGACUUGCUCGGUGCUACGAAACCUUAGCCGGUUGCUCCGCUUAGGGAAGGUGUCAGCCUUUAGACAGCUUCCGAAUGGGAUGCUGGACGUCGCAUAACCACGUGUUUCGUGUUAACUGAGCAAUUAAGUUCUGUUUCCUCGCUUACUCCCCUUAGUUGGCCUUACAAUGGGGGGCGCUCUUCGUUACCCUGAGCCUCUUAGGGUUCGAUCUCAGUGUCCGUAUCUUUUAACACUCAAUACCUGUCCUGAGUUUUCUCUUCACCCGUUCCGUUCGUGGAGGAAGAAUAGGUCCCGAGCUGUCUUCUUCCCUUGAUGCCCCCCAAACAUGAUACCUUUUAAACAUUUAGGGUCUUCGUUACGAUUUGGGAUGAGCAGAAAUAAAAAUCCUGUGCAGAUAGAAAGUAGUAAAACUCAGGGCUCUCAGCUGUGAGUGUAUUGACUGCUGCUCUUCCCUGUUGCAGCAGGAUCAAGGUGAAAAGGAGAACCCCAUGCGGGAACUUCGCAUCCGCAAACUCUGUCUCAACAUCUGUGUUGGAGAGAGUGGAGACAGACUGACCCGAGCAGCCAAGGUGUUGGAGCAGCUCACAGGGCAGACCCCUGUGUUUUCCAAAGCUAGGUACACUGUCAGAUCCUUUGGCAUCCGGAGAAAUGAAAAGAUUGCUGUCCACUGCACAGUUCGAGGGGCCAAGGCAGAAGAAAUCUUGGAGAAGGGUCUAAAGGUGCGGGAGUAUGAGUUAAGAAAAAACAACUUCUCAGAUACUGGAAACUUUGGUUUUGGGAUCCAGGAACACAUCGAUCUGGGUAUCAAAUAUGACCCAAGCAUUGGUAUCUACGGCCUGGACUUCUAUGUGGUGCUGGGUAGGCCAGGUUUCAGCAUCGCAGACAAGAAGCGCAGGACAGGCUGCAUUGGGGCCAAACACAGAAUCAGCAAAGAGGAGGCCAUGCGCUGGUUCCAGCAGAAGUAUGAUGGGAUCAUCCUUCCUGGCAAAUAAAUUCCCGUUUCUAUCCAAAAGAGCAAUAAAAAGUUUUCAGUGAAA